AUGUCAUACAAUUUUGCUGAAAUGGUGUUGCUACUAAGAGCUCUUUGCUUUGAUCUUUACUUUCCGCCGCCUUUGGACUUGAGCAACAGCAACGUUUCUGUCCUGCGAACUACAGGCUUCUUGCGGCGCGUCGCCGAAGCUGUGGACGCUUUUCAUGGGCGGCAGAUGUGGCCAGUGCAGGUUGCUAUUGCUGCAUCCGUGUUCUUGGUCCGUGCCCGAAAGGUGCCAGAAUGCCAAGGAACUAUGCUGAGUUGUACAAAGGAGGCUGGUGAUGAUCCAUGCCCCUUGGCCGAGAGCUGCGCGAAGAUCUUCCACACAUGCCCGCAAAGAGGUACCUUUCGACGAUGUGAGCUGACUGCAGCUGGGACAUGCGCAGCAGGCAGCACAUGCUACAUUGAGUGCUGGGGACGGAGGGUCCCAGAGGUCUCGAGUUGUGUCCAGGUGCCCAUCGAAUCUUGCCAAGACGCCUACGUGGUUGAUGAGGAUGGAAAUGGUGUACUCUGUAUGCUGAAAUCCAAUGAGGAAUGCACUGAGAGGUCAAAGUGCUUUGCACCUGCAGAGAUUGCUGAGCAGACUUAG
Messenger RNA from Durusdinium trenchii, 579 nucleotides. The record is from the annotation of a GenBank genome assembly. NCBI's taxonomy places the organism in Eukaryota, Dinophyceae, Suessiales, Symbiodiniaceae.